Messenger RNA from Trichoderma harzianum CBS 226.95, 792 nucleotides. RefSeq lists its product as hypothetical. The coding region runs from base 1 to 792 and encodes 263 amino acids. Lineage: Eukaryota; Fungi; Ascomycota; Sordariomycetes; Hypocreales; Hypocreaceae. The record is from RefSeq and is a predicted model, not a curated record. The transcript has a single exon.
AUGGCCUCCAUCGCCAAGACUCUGGCCGUCCUCGCUUUCGGCCUUGGCCUCCGUGUCUCCGCCGCCGGCUCCCGUGGCGGAAGCCUCGAUUUCUUCUCCGACGACAAGUGCCAACAUCGCAUCCAGGCCGAGACGGCGCCGAUUUCCCUCGACGUCUGCAUGCCGGCGUCGCCCCUCGGCGAGCUGUCGAGGAGCUUCCGUGUCGACGAGAAGCCGUACUGCCCCGACGGCAGCAGACCGUCGCUGCUCUUCUUCCAGGAUUGCGCCUGCACAGACGGCAUCGCGAACUACAUCCCCAACGCAAACUACGGCGACUAUGGCAACGGCUCGUGCCAGGCCAUGUGGGGUGGUGAAUACCUCAUGUUUGCGCUGUCCUGUGGCGAGUUCAAGGCUCCCGUGCGCUCUGUGAUUUCCUUUGCCGCGACGUUUCCCUCAUCAGCCACCACCACAAAGCCUCUCGGUUGCCCUCCUCUUACCAGUGACGCUUCAGCAACGGCUCCUUCUUCUGCGACUUCUGAUGCUUCUGAUACUGCUUCCGGAAGUGCUCAAGCAACUCCGACGCAGGGCUCCAGCUCCAGCUCCAGCUCCUCUUCGCAGCAAGGCGCUGCCAACGAUUCAUCUCCCUCUUCAUCGACUGGGACAAGAACAAGAGUCGUUCAGCCGACAGGCACAAGCUCUCAGGCAGCUGCGACGACGACAUCGGCCGCAAUGGGACGAUACUAUGAAAUGGGAACCAUGUACUGGGUCGGUUAUGCCGGAAUCUUUGGUGUUGUAUCAUUUCUGGCUCUGUAA